This is a messenger RNA of Melampsora larici-populina 98AG31, 246 nucleotides long. RefSeq lists its product as uncharacterized. The transcript is spliced from 2 exons. The annotation marks the transcript as partial. Lineage: Eukaryota; Fungi; Basidiomycota; Pucciniomycetes; Pucciniales; Melampsoraceae. The record is from RefSeq and is a predicted model, not a curated record.
UCUACAGCAGAUAGCCAACCUAUGAGUGAUGAAGAAAAAAAGCUGUUCAUUAAGCUAAAGCAACGGUUUUCGGAUGGAAAGAUCGCAGUUCAAGACGUUUCCGGCGGAUGUGGCCAGUUUUUUGCCAUUCAAGUUACCCAUCCUGAUUUUGCUGGCCUAUCAACUCUCAAGCAACAUAGACUGAUUAAUCAGACUCUUUCGGAUGAAAUCAAAUCAUUACAUGGCCUUCAGGUGCAUUCCCAAUCC